AUGCGCCCCAUCCUGCUCAAGGGCCACGAGCGCUCGAUCACGUGCGUGAUCUACAACCGCGACGGCGACCUCAUCUUCACGUCGGCGAAGGACGGGCGGCCGACGCUCUGGCUCAGCGAGAGCGGCGAGCGCGUGGGGACCUACGAGCUGCACAACGGCGCCGUCUGGCACCUGGACGUGUCCUGGGACUCGAAGCUGCUCGUGUCCGGGUCGGCGGACAUGCACGCCAAGGUCUGGGACGUCGAGACGGGCGCCGAGCUCGCGUCCUUCGAGCACAGCGGCCCCGUGCGGUCGUGUUCUUUCGACGAGAGCGGCCGCCGCGCGCUGACGAUGUGCGACGCCUUCGGCGGCCUCGACGUCAAGUGCCAGAUCGUCCGGUGGAUGCCGCUGGGCAAGGCCAUCCUCUGCGCCUUCGAGGACGGCCAGAUCAAAAUCCACGAUUCCCUGAGCUUCGAGGAGAUCAAGUGCGUGCCCGCGCACGACUCGAAGAUCCAGUGCGUGUCGUUCAACCUCACGCAGACGAUGCUCCUGACGGCGUCCGCGGACCAGACGUGCAAGAUGUGGGACCUCCACGACUGGACGGAGCUCAAGAUGUUCCGCAGCGACCGGCCCCUCAACGCCUGCGUCUUCAGCCCGACGAAGGAGCACGUGCUCGUCGGCGGCGGGCAGGACGCCAUGUCCGUGACGACGACGUCCGGGCGCCAGGGCAAGUUCGAGACCCAGUUCUUCCACCUCGCCUACGAGGAGGAGUUCGGCCGCGUCAAGGGCCACUUCGGCCCCAUCAACGCCCUCGCCAUCGCGCCCGACGGCAAGAGCUUCUGCUCCGGCGCGGAGGACGGCUACAUCCGCCUCCACCACUUCGACGCGGACUACGUCGACAUGGGCGACCCCGUCCCCGAGGACGAGCCCGGGUCCGCCGAGUAG
This is a messenger RNA of Aureococcus anophagefferens, 924 nucleotides long. RefSeq lists its product as hypothetical. Gene Ontology annotation, molecular function: RNA binding; translation initiation factor activity; protein binding. The record is from RefSeq and is a predicted model, not a curated record. The transcript is spliced from 2 exons. Lineage: Eukaryota; Pelagophyceae; Pelagomonadales; Pelagomonadaceae. The coding region runs from base 1 to 924 and encodes 307 amino acids. Gene Ontology annotation, cellular component: eukaryotic translation initiation factor 3 complex, eIF3m; cytoplasm. Gene Ontology annotation, biological process: cytoplasmic translational initiation.